AUGCCCGCAAAACAGAACCAGAACCACACAUCCAUCCCCGCUCUACGCACAGGCUCAGGAAUAAGAGAGGGUUUGGCGAAAGAGCUAUAUCAUGAUGCUAUGAACAGAGGUGAUGGUCGAUCGUUAGCAGCUGAUGAUGCCGGAUCCGAGAAAAGCCUAGCACAAGCGCUCUAUUCAUUCGUUCGUACUGGCAGAUUGGACGAGGCAGUUGAAUUAUGCAGAAAAGCACAUCAGCCAUGGAGAGCUGCAAGUAUCCGCGGUUCGCUAUUCUUUCAGUGGCGAGCUAUUGCAAACGAACAACGGGAUGACGACGGCAUCGAUGACGCCGAGGAUGCCGAAGGAUGUACCCUCAAGUCCGCAUGUCGAACAUGGGAAGACCAUCUAUGGGCACAGAUCAGUAUCCUAUGCGAGGAGAAACAGAUGAUUACACUUGGUGGUGGCUUCUGCGAUGGAGGCCUGGUGGUAUUCAAAAAUAUGCCAUCGCCACCAUCCCACGAGGAAGAUGCAGCUGGGGAAGAAGAAUGGGAGAGGGAAGCGACAUCUACAUUGGAAAUACUAGGGCGUUCGUGGCGGACGGACCAUGCAUUCCAUGUCUCUCAGCUGGCCAUCAUCCUCGAUCGGACAAGCUCAUUGCUAGAAACAUUUGCAGCUGGACUCAGGGAUGGAAACUUUGAUCCUGAAUCAUCAGAUUCCUCCGCUCGCGACCCAAGUCGUUCUCGAGGCUUACCUACAAGUAUUGGAAGCCAACGAGAGUGGAUCGCCAUGUAUGCCGGCGCACUAGGAGACAAUGCAGUGGAGCGAUAUGCAAUGUUCUUUACCUCGCUCGAACUGACUGCGGACAUCAACUUGAACGAACGUCGAUUAGUGUUGACUUGUGCGCGGGAACAUGGUCUAAACGUUCAUAGGGUGGAAGUCGUCACUGCCGAGCGAACAAUCGAUAGAGCGUUCCACGUUGGUGGGACUCGCAUCUCACGAAACUCGUGCGCUGAACACUACUUUCAGCUUCUACGCCAAAUGAAGGACCCGUUCCCUUCUGUCAUUGUGUUACAGGCCACUGCUUCCGAUAUCAAGUUCCUGCUGCUUCGUUCCAUAGAGUGGACGACAUUCGAGGAUGGAACAUAUGAUACUGCUCUGGAACAAGCCACCGUCAUUUUGCCGGUACUUCCUAGGGUUUCACUUGCAACGAAUUCCGUGGAGAUGCUUCCGCAUGUACUCGCCUCCAUCGACCAACCUGAGGAACGAGCCACAGAUUACCUUCACUACAGGCAGGUCUUCACGAUCUGGGACAGUCUUGACCGGGUCGUGGAGUGCCAGAGUCUAGCUGGGUUGGAAGGGGGUGGAUCGGAUCCUUUCAAGAUUAUUCUAUCGUAA
Messenger RNA from Suillus subalutaceus, 1371 nucleotides. RefSeq lists its product as uncharacterized. Gene Ontology annotation, cellular component: nuclear pore outer ring; nuclear pore. Gene Ontology annotation, molecular function: structural constituent of nuclear pore. NCBI's taxonomy places the organism in Eukaryota, Fungi, Basidiomycota, Agaricomycetes, Boletales, Suillaceae. Gene Ontology annotation, biological process: post-transcriptional tethering of RNA polymerase II gene DNA at nuclear periphery; mRNA export from nucleus; protein import into nucleus. The transcript is spliced from 9 exons. The coding region runs from base 1 to 1371 and encodes 456 amino acids. The record is from RefSeq and is a predicted model, not a curated record.